CUCUCUCUCUCUCUCUCUCUCUCUCUCUAAGAAAAACAUACCCACUCUCUCGCUCUAGGCUUUGAUGAGAGUGAGCUAUGGAGAAGCAGGAUCACUUGAUGAAGAUGGAGGGCAAUACUAGAUCCUCAUCAUUUCACGAAACUACAGCAGACUAUAGCUACCCAUUUUCAGGCAUGUUUGAUUUCUCUCAAGGCGAUCAGAAGGACUCGUUAGGGUUUAUGGAGCUUUUGGGUAUCCAGGACUACUUUUGUCCUGCUAAUUCCCUCUUUGAUUUGCCACAGAUCAGUGUACCACCACCACAAGUACUACUGCCGACCACUUCCAUUACUGAUGUGGCAAAAGAGUACUCUGUCAAUCCUUCUACGCCAAACUCCUCAUCGAUUUCAUCCGCUUCAAGUGAAGCUGUGAACGAGGAACCACUCACUGAUAACAAAGCUGCUGCUCUGCAGCAGGAAGAAGAUGAUGAUGGCGACCAACCAGUGCCCAAGAAAGGGUCGAAAGCGAAUCAGAAGAGGAAGAAGACAACUGAGAAGAAACCAAGACAGCCAAGAUUCGCCUUCAUGACAAAGAGCGAGGUUGAUCAUCUGGAAGAUGGAUACAGAUGGAGAAAGUACGGCCAAAAAGCCGUCAAAAACAGCCCUUUCCCCAGGAGCUACUUUCGGUGCACCAGUGCCUCAUGUAAUGUGAAGAAGCGAGUGGAGCGAUGCGUCAAUGAUCCAAGCAUCGUUGUGACGACCUAUGAAGGCCAACAUACUCAUCUAAGUCCUCUUAUGAGCCCUCCUCCUCCACCAGCUACUGCACUGAGUAGCAUUCUCAUGCCAAGAACCCUAUUCUCCCACUAUCAACAGCAACAAGGACUGCAGCCAUUUGAGGGUAAUCAGACCAGCAAUUCGUGUUUCGCGACACCAAACCGGAGUUUUCUUAACGAGAGGCGGUUUUGCAGCCCCGCUGGAGGUUCAGCUCUCAUGACAGACCAUGGCCUUCUUCAAGACAUAGUCCCCUCCAGUAUGUUGAAGCAAGUAGAUAGAUAGAAAAUGUAGAUUUUUAUCAUGAUCAGGAAUUCCCAUUUCAUUAUUACUACUUUAUUAAUGUACUAAUUUAACUUCCUGACUUUGUUUAAGAUCGAUCGAGGUGCAGCUGGUACUACUGGUAUAUAUAAUUUUGUUCUUGAGCUUGAUAUAUGGGAUGGUCUUUUUAAUCC
Molecule: messenger RNA, 1201 nt
Organism: Fragaria vesca subsp. vesca
Lineage: Eukaryota; Viridiplantae; Streptophyta; Magnoliopsida; Rosales; Rosaceae
Product: probable WRKY transcription factor 23-like
Exons: 3
Coding region: 78-1031 (317 amino acids)
Biological process (GO): regulation of DNA-templated transcription
Molecular function (GO): DNA-binding transcription factor activity; sequence-specific DNA binding
Source: RefSeq, a predicted model, not a curated record